Scaptodrosophila lebanonensis is the source of this 1093-nucleotide messenger RNA. Its product is annotated as methyltransferase-like protein 9. The record is from RefSeq and is a predicted model, not a curated record. Gene Ontology annotation, molecular function: protein-L-histidine N-pros-methyltransferase activity. NCBI's taxonomy places the organism in Eukaryota, Metazoa, Arthropoda, Insecta, Diptera, Drosophilidae. The transcript has 3 exons. Bases 62 to 988 code for a protein of 308 amino acids.
UAUUGCAUAUUAACGCAUAUAUUUCCUAGCAUCCAAUGGUGCAGAAUUAAUUCAAUUAAAAAUGGCCAUGUAUCGCCCUCGCGGUACUUUAGCACGAGUCAUACAUGAUAAGUUUCACAAUGAUAAUUUUUUGGAUAACAUUGACACGCGGAAGUGGUACUCGCUGGAUACAGAAUCCAUACCUGCAAAAUUUCAGUCGAAAUUCGUUGCACUUGAGCAGCCGGAUAAAACCACGGUGAGAUGGUUAGAACGGGCGAAAAUGUUGUCGGCAAACAUAUGGAUGCACUUGUGGCAUGCGUUAGCGAGGUCUGUUCUACAGUUUUUUAUGACACAGACAGAUAUCAACGGCUUCUUAAAACGUGGAUCCAUGUUUAUUUUAUCAGAGGAACAAUUUUACAAACUACUCCAUGCUGGGGGUUUUCCAGCGGGAAGUGAAUCGGAUACGGUAACUCUAUUGGAUAUCGGGGCUGGUGAUGGGCAGAUCUCCAUUCGCAUUGCCAAUACUGUGGCCAAGCUUAGUAACGCUUGCAUUCAAGUGUUUGCCACAGAAGCCAGUUGGACAAUGCGAGACCGUUUGAAAAAGCUGAAUUUCAACGUUAUCAACGAAAUACGUGGCCUACAAAACGUCGAGUUAAUAUUAUGUCUGAAUGUACUCGAUCGAUGUUUCGAUCCGUUUCAGCUAUUGGAAGACAUACACAAUACCUUGGCUCCCAGGGGUCGAGCAGUAGUUGCUCUAGUGCUUCCAUAUAUGCAUUACGUAGAAACCAAUACUUCGCAUUUGCCUUUACGCCCUUUAUUAGAAAGUAACAAUCGGAACAACGGACCACAAGUGUCGUUCGAAGAAGAAGCUACACAGUUUUUAGAAUUACUGGAAAACUGUGGAUUUAGAGUUGAAUCCUGGACAAAAGCACCCUACUUAUGUGAAGGCGAUCUUCAUCAAUCAUUUUACUGGUUAAUAGACUUAAUUGUAGUACUUUCCAAAAAGUAAGAAUGUACAUAGUGUGUACAUGUACAUAUUUAUGUAUUAAAUUACUGGUUAUUCAGUAUUUCUUAAAACAAUCCAUUGUUUGUAUUUAUGUGAGCCAAAAAUAAA